AUGCUCGUUCGCAACGCCAACCCGCCCAUGCCUGCUGGAAAGGUGGACCCGUGCAUGUUUGAUCCGAAAACGAGCCCCGCGUGCGAUCCCUUCUGGGAGGACGUGGCCGUCAAGUACUCGCCGCAGUACAAGUUCCACCCCGAAGAAACCAUCUGGCCGAUCACAAUCGACGAGUACCUCACACAUGUGACAGAGUCCAUCGGUCAGUACACUGAGAACUACAAGACGAAAGAGAUUCAGUACCAGGCGGGCCCGAUCACUCCCGACAACCUCGAUACCUUGCUGGGGGAUGGGGUGUUGAAGACCGACCGUGGCCGAACUGUCCUGCUCAGUUCGCGCGAAGAGAUUACCAAGGAUACGGACUGGGUGAAGGACUCGGCGCACAACCCAUCAAAAGGAGGCACGAAGGUGUACACGAUCAUCUAUAAUCCGAAGCCGGACGACGCUGACUCGUUUGUGGAGAUUCAGUAUUGGAUGCUCUACCCCUAUAACUACGCCUCCAUCCUCCGCGAGUACAACCACAUCACGGAUCUGGUGGCGAUUGCGAUCCGCUUCUCAAAGACCGGCCAGCCGCAGCGCAUUUGGUACGCGCAGCACGGCGACGGCCCCGUGUGGGCGUGGGACACUGGGGCUGACUGGAAUGACAAAAAGUCAAAGAACUUCGCUACAGUGCUGGGAACGCAUCCCAUUGUGUAUGUCGCGAAGGGGAAUCAUGAGCAUUACCCGAGCGCUGCAGGAAGGAGCGGUGCAGAGGGUGGCAGCAGUGGGAGGAGGCGGCGUGGCAUUGAGAUAGAAGGAGGGUGGGAGCAGGCGCAGGGGUACAUGGAGAGCAUGGACAGUGGAGGAGGGGUGAUAGGGACGGAGAAGAUGAAGGCAGGGGAGGUGUGA
Messenger RNA from Closterium sp. Naga37s-1, 888 nucleotides. The record is from the annotation of a GenBank genome assembly. NCBI's taxonomy places the organism in Eukaryota, Viridiplantae, Streptophyta, Zygnematophyceae, Desmidiales, Closteriaceae.